This is a messenger RNA of Echinococcus granulosus, 960 nucleotides long. Its product is annotated as SUMO-activating enzyme subunit. The record is from RefSeq and is a predicted model, not a curated record. Lineage: Eukaryota; Metazoa; Platyhelminthes; Cestoda; Cyclophyllidea; Taeniidae. Gene Ontology annotation, cellular component: SUMO activating enzyme complex; cytoplasm. The transcript is spliced from 7 exons. Gene Ontology annotation, biological process: protein sumoylation. Bases 1 to 960 code for a protein of 319 amino acids. Gene Ontology annotation, molecular function: SUMO activating enzyme activity.
AUGAGCUCACAGGACAUCUCCGAAGAGGAGGCUGCUUUAUACGAUCGGCAGAUCCGAUUGUGGGGUUUGGAAGCACAAGCUAAAUUAAAGAAAGCAAAGCUACUUCUCAUUGGACUUCCACCUGUCUCCGGCGAAAUCAUCAAAAACAUUGUUCUUUGUGGAGUUGACACGUUAACAUUGUGUGACGAUAAAGUAGUUGAUCAAAGCGAUAUCGAACAAUGUUUUUUAUAUGAAGGACGUCAUGUAGGACAGAUGAGGAAUAUUUCGGCAAUGAAGAGGGCGCGAGCUCUCAAUGAAGUGGUUAAUAUCAGAUGCGAGAAAAUUACGAGUCCAGACUUCCUCACAAAAGAAUACCAGGAUUAUGAUGAAGUAAUAAUUGCGGUGGAAGGAGCAUUUAAGCACUGGACUGAUUAUGCUAUGAAGUUUACUAGUCGACCAAAUAGGCCGAAAAUACACUGUGUUAUGUCCUUUGGGAUGCAUGCAGUCGGCUUUGCUGACCUUGGUUGCUACACCCACGAUGGAGACGAUUGUAGGCAGAUCCGGAAUCCCAAACCUGCCACGGACAGUCCCCUUCCUGCCGCACCCAACGGAAACAAAAAUUGGUCGACUGUUGAAUACCCUUCUUUGAAGACCUUCUUCGAAGUUAACUGGCAUGUUAACACAAACGCGCCAUUGGUGGCUAAACGAAUGCCGAAAGGAUUUUAUCUUACACGACAGCUCAAUUGUCCCAUAUCCACUCAAAAUCUUAAGGAAAUUUGGCCUCGGGUCGCAGAAAAUCUCGGUGUUCCGACAUCCUGCUGUGGGCCUUCACUCGUCGCAAUAAAUGCCAUCAUCGGUGGAAUUAUAUCGCAAGAAAUCGUUCAGGACUUGUCUCACAAGGGUGAACCGAGAGGCAAUUGGUACUUUGUGGACGGAAGAUCGUGCGAAGUGACUGUUCUGUGGCUCCCAAAACGUCCUUAG